Lycium barbarum (goji berry) is the source of this 1464-nucleotide messenger RNA. RefSeq names its product exosome complex component RRP4 homolog. Bases 125 to 1093 code for a protein of 322 amino acids. Gene Ontology annotation, molecular function: RNA binding. NCBI's taxonomy places the organism in Eukaryota, Viridiplantae, Streptophyta, Magnoliopsida, Solanales, Solanaceae. Gene Ontology annotation, cellular component: cytoplasmic exosome (RNase complex); nuclear exosome (RNase complex). The record is from RefSeq and is a predicted model, not a curated record. The transcript has 7 exons. Gene Ontology annotation, biological process: TRAMP-dependent tRNA surveillance pathway; poly(A)-dependent snoRNA 3'-end processing; exonucleolytic trimming to generate mature 3'-end of 5.8S rRNA from tricistronic rRNA transcript (SSU-rRNA, 5.8S rRNA, LSU-rRNA).
CGUGAAUCACUCAAUUCAUUCAAACAAAUAAAAAGACAGGGUUUUAGGGUUUAUUCUGCAACACUAGUUCGAUUAUUCUUGAUUCUCUUCUUCUUGGCAUAGGGCAAACACAAAAUCAUCAGAGAUGAGAGGGAUACAAUUAUCUUUCAGCAACACACAAAAGCUAAGAUUAGAGAAAGCAUUGGAAUCACUUUCUUCAAAGGUUAAUCCCAAUGCUACUGUCAUUGUUGCUGACACCAUUCCUGUUGACGAAGAUGCUGCCCUCAAGGGACACGGUACGUUGGAUAUGGGCAAGAAUGUGGUAGCAACUGUGUGUGGAGUGGUUGAGCGCGUGAACAAGCUUGUCUAUGUUAGAUCUUUAAGGGCCAGGUACAAGCCAGAAAUAGGUGAUAUUAUAGUUGGCCGUGUUAUUGAGGUUGCUCCAAAGAGAUGGAGAUUGGAAAUUAAUUUCAGCCAAGAUGCUGUACUAAUGCUCUCCUCAAUGAAUCUUCCAGAUGGUAUUCAGAGGCGGCGAACAGCAGUUGAUGAACUCAAUAUGCGAAGCAUAUUUGUUGAGAGUGAUGUCAUUUGUGCUGAAGUUCGUGGUUUCCAGCAUGAUGGGAGUCUACACCUCCAAGCUAGAAGCCAAAAGUAUGGGAAGCUUGAAAGAGGGAAACUACUCAAAAUCCCUCCAUAUCUAGUGAAGAGGCGUAAACAGCAUUUCCAUCAUCUAGAUCAGUAUGGAGUUGACUUGAUUUUUGGCUGCAAUGGAUUUAUUUGGGUUGGGGAACACGUUGAAGUAAAAGAUGCCAUGGUAGAGGAUCAAGUAAAUAAGUCUGAUCCACAAAACGCUAAUUCAGCAAGCUUACUGGGUUCUAGUGAAGAACAAACUUAUACACCACUGGAAACAAGACAAUAUAUAUGCAGGAUAGCAAAUGCCAUCACGGUAUUCUCUGCUUUAUGCUUCAUGGUCAAUUUGGAGGCUGUAAUGGAGACGGUUACCUUGAGCGUAUCUUUGAACCUUGGUGUACAUGAGAUGCUUGAAGCAGAAUUCCAUGUUCGAGUUGCUGAGCAAGAAGCUGAAAGACGGAGCACAUCAAAAAGAAGGAAAUAGGUGUUACAAGUCACUUUCAUUUGCUUUUCUUGUACUGUCAGUUAUGCAAGUUAGAAGAGAUCAGAAAUCUGCUAAGCUGGAUCAAGUUGCACUAUGUCACCCUUUAAUUGAAAAAAAAAUAGAUUGCUUUUGUAAAAGAGUUCCCUACUGAAUAUCCCCUUUAAUUUACUUCUAAUUCAUGUGCGUUAGUUAAGGAAUGUGCAGAUGAGGAUAAAAUGUUUUUCUUCCCAACGAUGACAUUUACCUUUUUGUAUUACUCUUGUUUUUACUUGUCAGUAUCUAACGUUUCUGGCUUGGAAAGUGAAAGCUCAUCAUUUUUUAGAACAGUGGUCUCAGAAUAUUGAUUUUGUGUUUGUCUUUACUGGGAAAAA